Ilex paraguariensis (yerba mate) is the source of this 1170-nucleotide messenger RNA. The record is from the annotation of a GenBank genome assembly. NCBI's taxonomy places the organism in Eukaryota, Viridiplantae, Streptophyta, Magnoliopsida, Aquifoliales, Aquifoliaceae.
AUGGGAAGGGUUUCUGGUUACAGAAAGCAGAUUACUCUCUACCAACGAACUGCAGAUUUGAUCAAACAACCUCCUUUAAGAAGCAGCAUGGAUGAACUCCCUCUUGAUAUUGUCUUCGACUUUUUCUCGAGAAUACCCAUAGAGAUGCUGUUUCGAUUCAGGUGUGUAUCUAAACUAUGGUGUAACAUGAUUGAUCAUCCAAGUCUUGCUAUCAUGCACAUAACACGAGCCACAGAAGGACCUACACCAUUACUUCUGUCUGAUCCGAUGCCAGGAAAAUCCACCAUGAGUAUAUAUUUAGCAAGAGAAAAAGGCAGGACUUUAGAAACACGUGUGAAUCCUCUUGUAGAGUUUGAUUUAAAUAGCUUUCAUACAGAGGGUUCUUGCAAUGGUUUGCUUUAUUUCGCAGAAUUUGCCGGUGAAGGGAUUGUCACUCUGUCAAAUCCUCUUCGAAGAGAAUUUCAAAGGCUUCCACCGAUAAAAAUCCUGUCUCCUAAUCUGCGGCGCUUUAAGACAUAUGGUUUGGGUUUUGAUAUUUCAACUAAUACCUUCAAGAUGAUCUGUGUUUUCUUGGUUACAUUGAAUUCAGAAGCAUCAGGUUAUAGCUUGGGCACAUUGGUGCAUACAUUGAAAACAAGCUCAUGGAAAGAGAUAUCUGAAGUUCCACCAUAUCCUAUAAGGGGUAAGCCUGUUUUUGCAUAUGGAGCUUUGCACUGGAUUGUUGACCCUCUCUUUGUUUCCCACAAUCUGAUAGUUUCUUUUGAUGUCGGGAAGGAGAAAUUUAACUCGAUUUCUCUUGCCAAUUUUGAUUCAAAAGACUCUAAUUUAUUUCGGUUGGUUGAUUUGAAUGGUGAUUUGGGUAUGACCGAUUUAUCGUCAAAUGAAAAAAUUGAGAUAUGGGUUAUGAAGGAUUAUGCAAAAAAAGAGUGGGUUCGAAAAUAUAUAAUAUACAUCGGUGCUCCGGAUGGAAAACCUGAUAAUGGACACAUUGAAGUUGUAGGUCUCUGGAAACAUGGUGAGAUAUUGUUGAGAUCCUCUGAAGGAUAUUUUUUCUACAGUAAGGAAAAAGGCCUAAGGUAUACUCAGACAUCGGGUAUCAAGCUUAAUUCAAGUGUCUAUAUUUACAGGAAGAGUUUGGUCUCGUUGUCCAAGGUUAUGGAAGUUUUAUAG